AUGUCCUUGAAAUUGUGGAGCCAUUCUUCAUUGGUGGGCCGAGCAUUGGCUACUCCUGCUAUGCAAUGGACCAAGACAGCUGCCAUUCACACCACAAAAGCCGCUCAACAAGCUGCACCUACAGACAAUGCCACCGCUGCUUCUUCUUCUUCGUGGACCCCUCAAUCGAUUCGAACAGGUGUGAUUGCUCGUAAAAAGGGCAUGACUUCAAUGUGGGAUGACAAGGGUGUGCGUAUGCCUAUCACAGUUCUUCAAUUGGAGGAUGUUAUUGUCACGGAUGUUCGUACAGUUGAAAAGAAUGGAUACUCGGCACUCCAGAUCGGCAGCACCAUCAAGAAGGAAAAGAACGUAUCCAAGCCCUUAAUAGAGCAUUUCAAAAAGUUGGGUGUCGGUUUGCGUCAAAAGCUCGCUGAAUUCCGUGUCACUGAAGAUGCCAUGCUUCCCUUGGGUACUGAACUACGAGCAACUCAUUUUGUCACCGGUCAAUACGUUGAUGUCACUGCUCCUUCGAUCGGUAAAGGUUUUGCUGGUGUCAUGAAGCGAUGGAACUUUGCUGGUCAACCUGCAUCUCACGGUCAUUCAUUGUCUCACCGUUCUGCUGGUUCAACGGGUCAACGCAAGUGGCCAAGCAAGGUGUUCAAGGGUAAAAAGAUGGCUGGCCGUAUGGGUGGAAACAGUGUCACUGUUCAAAAUCUCAAGGUUGUGAAGGUGGAUCCUUCUGAGAACUUGUUGUUCAUCAAGGGUUCAGUGCCUGGAUUCGAUGAUCAGUAUAUCAAGAUUAAGGAUGCUGUCAAGCUCAAGGCUGAAAAGCGCUAUCCCCAAGAUGCAUGCCCACCUCCUUUCCCUACUGCUCUCUAA
Messenger RNA from Lichtheimia ornata, 858 nucleotides. Its product is annotated as 50S ribosomal protein L3. Gene Ontology annotation, biological process: translation. NCBI's taxonomy places the organism in Eukaryota, Fungi, Mucoromycota, Mucoromycetes, Mucorales, Lichtheimiaceae. Bases 1 to 858 code for a protein of 285 amino acids. The transcript is spliced from 5 exons. Gene Ontology annotation, molecular function: structural constituent of ribosome. Gene Ontology annotation, cellular component: mitochondrial large ribosomal subunit; ribosome. The record is from RefSeq and is a predicted model, not a curated record.